AUGGAGGACAGUAAAGGCAGUGAUGACGAAUUGAACAUUAGUCCCGCUUUUCCCAUAGAUGACGUGAAUACCGACCAAGAGGUAAUACAAUACCUCCAGGGUGUGCGGAGUGAAGCAAGCGCAAUGAACCAUAUAUUGUAUCAUGAGAGAGAGGACCAUAUAAUCGUUCAAGAUCAUCAUACUCCAAUACAUAGUGAGCCUACUGUAACAGAUGUCAAAUUUCACACUUGGUCAACUCAAUUGAUUCACAAUUUCAAAGUGUUAAAAGAGAGAAUACGGACUCAAGACCAAAACACUAUUUCCUACGAUACCAUAUACUCGCUCAAAUGGAAGACUGCAUUCAAAAACUCUCCUCCUGAUAUCAAUUACUUUGUCUAUGCGUUGGACAGAAAGCUAUGUUUUGAUAUAUUAGUAGAAUUGACAAAGAGACUAAGCAUCACAAUGAAAGAGACUUUUGGCCAGUGGUUAUGGAAAGUGUUUUUGAAGCUUGAUAAUAUCUUGGAAGCUAGUGAGUGUGCAAUAUUACGAGACUUGGCCAAGACUGCAAUAAAGUUGAAGUCGAAAUUGGACGAAAGUACAACAGUCGCAAAUUCAAUCGCUGGUUAUACUUUUGAUAUGAUUAUUGCAAUUGUGGGGUUGUACUAUGGACAAUCUGAUCUAUUGCAAGGAUGA
Molecule: messenger RNA, 672 nt
Organism: Lodderomyces theae
Lineage: Eukaryota; Fungi; Ascomycota; Pichiomycetes; Serinales; Debaryomycetaceae
Exons: 1
Coding region: 1-672 (223 amino acids)
Biological process (GO): spliceosomal snRNP assembly
Source: RefSeq, a predicted model, not a curated record